Messenger RNA from Dissoconium aciculare CBS 342.82, 810 nucleotides. RefSeq lists its product as uncharacterized. The coding region runs from base 1 to 810 and encodes 269 amino acids. Lineage: Eukaryota; Fungi; Ascomycota; Dothideomycetes; Mycosphaerellales; Dissoconiaceae. The record is from RefSeq and is a predicted model, not a curated record. The transcript has 2 exons.
AUGCGCAGCAGCAAACACGAGCCAGCGCCCGACCUUCUCCUACAAGCGUUCAACCAAGCGCUGCGGCCCUACAACGACAAAGUGGAAAAUCUAGAAAACGAGAUUCAUGAUCUCAAAGCAUACAUUGAUCAGUUGGAGGCGCAACAGCGGGAUGUGCACGCAUGGAUCGACAAGCGCGGCCUUCGACCAGAUGUACCUCCCUCAAUCGCCGCGCAGAUGGAUUCCGCCAGCCACGCCUCUUCUCCAACUCACGCCGCUGCCACACUCAACGCUCAGCUUGACCGCAAAAUCACCAUCGUCAACUUUGACUUGCACCGACUACAAGACGACCUCAAUGACAGCCUCCCCACUCCAUCCUUCUCCGCCUGCAUGCUCAAAUUCCUCCCUGAUAUCGCCCGCCUGACCGCCCUACCCAGCGGCCCACGAUACGCCUUCGACCUGCUCCUCAAACUAGGCGGCAAUCUCAACUCCCACGGCGGCCUUGAGGCCGGCGACGAGGAGGACCGCAAGGAACGCCGUGCCUUUUACGCUCGUCUGGAUGACAGCAUGGUCGGCGUCGUGGAAGGCCGUUUCGCCGAGGAAGCCGCCGAAUGGAGCGUCGGUCGCGAAAUCAAGCGCAUCGAGAAAACCGGUGCCUAUCUCCGCAACUGGGGCGUCGAGCCGUAUUUCCCCCGUACGCUUCAGGCUAUGCGUGAAGGCAGCGCUGCUCAUGGUGUGAACACUUCGGGCUCCGCACCAACAAACCCUGCGGCUUCCGCGGCACAGUCGUCAAACCCGGCCGGUGGAGCCACGAGCCCGCCUGGGUACUGA